Molecule: messenger RNA, 1902 nt
Organism: Marchantia polymorpha subsp. ruderalis
Lineage: Eukaryota; Viridiplantae; Streptophyta; Marchantiopsida; Marchantiales; Marchantiaceae
Source: the annotation of a GenBank genome assembly
CCCGACUUGCUUAUUUCACAAAGCCAGGUUCGACUGCGGUUGAAAUCCAGAACGAGUGAAAGGCUCUGAACCGACUGCGAUCCGACGACAACUCUGCGCACAAACCCGAAUCUGCAGCCAAUCCUGAGCUGCCACUCGUCCCCUUGUUUUCGAGUAAACCUGCAAAUAAGAAUCCAGCGUCAGAUUUGGCAAUUUCUCUGUUUUGUGCGACACUUGUUUGAAAUUUCGACACCAAAUUAGAGACCCUGCUGCUGAUUUGAGAUCAAAAUGUGAUCUUCAAUGUAUAGGAUCAGGUCCAUGUUGAUGAGGAUGAGCUUUGAGUUUGUAACUGCUGUCCGUUAGAGGUUUUCUAGACAGCCAAGAGCACGGGGGCCUCUGGAUGCCGAAUUGCAGUCAGGCAGCUGCAGAACUGUAUUGAGGAUUUGACGGAGACCAUUCUCACACUGCUGUGAAGCGGACGGAAGGGCUGCUCCUUGUCGCAAACUGUGGAAAUGUGUUGAUCAACGAUCCCAUGACCUAGAAAUAGUUUGAGUUCUGAUAAAGAUUUGUCACUUCCGAAGAUCAGGCCCGAAGUCCGAAGAAAGUGGAGAACAAUGGCAACUGCAGAGGCUUUCGACAAGAUCAACAUGACACCCGAGGAAGUGAAGAAUAUGACUCAUAUGAUGAAGGACCCUAAGUUUAUGGAACUUUUUGCCGAUUAUGCCAAGGAGAUGUCCGAUCCCAACAACAGAAAGGAGAUGGAGGAUGCUCUGCGAGAGGCAGAGAACAGAGGAGAGAAAGUUCCAGGGUUUCCAGAGGAUAAGGAGCUCCUGAUCCCUAGCACUGCAUUUUGCGCCAAGACAAAGAACGAGAAAACUGGUGCUAAGGUGUUCAUCAACAUUUGCUACUCAGACAAGAUUGCCAAGCCCAAAGGCACAGAAGCUAAGGAUAAAAGCGGUACAGCAUGGGAGAUCCCCUACUCUUUGGGCCCUGCUCAAACUGACGUCGAUAAAAGAGGAGCUGCUUGUGAAGUACAUGACUUCGUUGUCGCUACCGAAACUCACCACAUGGCCCGGAUGGAUAAGCGUUUCAAGAAUUUUCUGGUUGAAACUGCCGUGGAUGCUGUCCAAACACAACGUGCUGUACAGCUCUCUCGAGAUUUCAGCCUCCCCAAGCUAACGUACAAGGGCCCGAAUAAAGAACCCAAGAUGCUUACGAUACCGAAGGGGCCCUAUAAAUCUCCCGCGAGUCAUCCCCAACUACGAGCAGGUGUUAGGGUGCCUGAUCCAGUCACAAAGAAGCCAAAAUCAGAGAAGAAAUCGAGACCUGUUGCAGAGUCCAGAAGUGCGACAAUGACACCGGUUGCCGACAAUAAAGAAUGUCCGAAUUCGAGCGGCGAGGUUGAACCAAAGUUUGAGGUGGUUUACAGAAAUCAUCUAAACUUCACAAAGUUUUGGGAUGACAAUGCCAACUUACCGACUGAGCACGAACAGCCUACAGACAUCAUCUUGCGAGUAGAACUUCCGAAAGUGAUGACAAUGCAGGACAUCGAGUUGGAGGUCACGGAGCAAAACGUCCGUGUAGCGGUUCCAGGAAGGUACAUCCUGCAGCUCCAUUUAAGAUACAAGGUCGACGAAGAGAAAGGUCAAGCGAAGUUCGACAAAUCCAAGCAGCAGCUGCACAUCACGCUCCCGAUUUGCCAUCCACCACUCAAAGCAUGAAGUCGACACUGACUCAUGUCUCCUUCGUGAAAACAUGUUCUAGUACUCAUGGUCCUCACUUAGCAUAAGCAUCAUGUCUCAUAUUUGACACUUGAAUCAUUGAAUAAUAUGUUACAUUUUUGUACCCAGCGUACAUAUGACUGAGAAAGGUGUAUUAAAUCCUGUAUCUUAAUAGUAAAAGAAAUCAACCUACAUUAACUAU